UUAAGCUCAACGCCUGGUAGAGGAUGAUGCGUGAAGUCAAGGUUUGGUCGGCGCUAGAUCAUCCGAACGUGGUGGCAUUCCAUGGGUGGAUCAUGGAAUGUAUGCAGGAGCGCGAUGUAACACGUGUGAAACUGGUAUCCGCUUGGUGUCCAAGAGGGAAUGUAUCACAGUACUUGCGCCAGGAGCCGAGUGCCGGCCGUUGUCGACUGGGAGGUUCAUGUCGUCUCCGUAUGCUGCAAACCGUCCUCAGAUCAUUGACGUGUCAGAAGGCAUAAUGUGUCUUCGUUUAAGGAACAUAGUGCAUGGUGAUUUCAAGCCUGUAGGCUUUCUUUUCGUCUCUCUCGACGUUGUCAUUGGCGGCGAGGGCAAUGCUAUGAUUUGCGACUUCGGACUAUUUUCCAUUAUUUUGGAUCUCUCUACGUACGCUGAAGGGUCGGGCACCAUCAGUACUAUGUGGUUUACAUCACCCCGGGUGCUCGACGGUCGCGUAUCAACUCGCGACAAAGGGAAUGAUGUCUGGGCCAGCUGUACAUCUGGGCAGAUACUUUUUGACACGAGGCCAUACCAUGCAUGCGGGACCGACCAUAUAGUUCUGCGCGCCGCACGUAAUGAACCUCCUCAUGAAUAGAACGCCCUGAUUGCCAUCAUUGGAGAGUGCCUCAGGCACGAUC
Cantharellus anzutake is the source of this 671-nucleotide messenger RNA. RefSeq lists its product as uncharacterized. NCBI's taxonomy places the organism in Eukaryota, Fungi, Basidiomycota, Agaricomycetes, Cantharellales, Hydnaceae. The record is from RefSeq and is a predicted model, not a curated record. Gene Ontology annotation, molecular function: protein kinase activity; ATP binding. Bases 98 to 628 code for a protein of 176 amino acids. The transcript is spliced from 2 exons. Gene Ontology annotation, biological process: protein phosphorylation.